AUGGUGUAUGGGGUUUACGUCGACUGGAGGGAUAGGGCACACUCUCCGAAGAAGGUCAUGACUUCAGACAUGGUGUUGGUUCGCCGGGGCCGCCUACUGGCCCAGUGCAUGCCCCUGAAAGACUUCGGCUGGUAUCGCUACGACGAUGAGUCGUACACCCCCUUGGAAGGCGAGCUUUUGGGCAACACGGACCUCAGUCCCGAAGAUUACUCACUAGGCGAAGAGAUUCUCGACGACGCAGACUCGGGAGACGAGUCGGAUGGUGGCACGGAUAGUGUUGACGACAGCGGCUACGGAGAGAGUGGCGACGGCGACGAAUCGGGUGAAGAACGCGAGGAAGACCUUGGGAAGACCACAUCAGCGAUGUCCAAGACGGAGUGGUUUCUCAGACGGGAUCUCACCUGGGGACUCGCCUGGAUGUCCAUCCUGCCUCCUAACGAGCGUUCUUGUAAGGAGUACCUCUCGGACGCUUACGUGCCUUGA
Molecule: messenger RNA, 483 nt
Organism: Fomitopsis serialis
Lineage: Eukaryota; Fungi; Basidiomycota; Agaricomycetes; Polyporales; Fomitopsidaceae
Exons: 3
Coding region: 1-483 (160 amino acids)
Source: RefSeq, a predicted model, not a curated record